AUGGGUCAGAAGGGGUUUCCAUUUUCAAGAUAUAUGCAGCAUCUUCUAGACGAAGGAACAAAGGGCAGAUGUCAAAAGGGAUCUGAGGCAUCAGACUCAAGACUAUGUAGGAUCCGCCAAGGGAAAUUCGAUACGGCUGAGAAGGACGAAUGGUCAGAAGAGUAUAUCCGGUCGGGGGAGGGGAGCGAUGUGAACGCAAUCAUCCGAAGUAGUCAUUCCGUUUGUAAAAAUAUAGAGCAGUGGGCUAUGCAUCUGGUGAGAACAGGAGAUGCUGCUGAUACGUUUGAAGAGAGUCCGGAUUGUAGCAUUGAUGGGCUUGGGCUCAACUUGAGAGGAGGGACAGCAACCGGGAAGUGCAGAAGCGAAGGAAUAUCGCCGGAGUGGAUUGAGUAUACGCCGCAAAAUGGAUUGAGCAAAAACAGUUCUUCUUGGAAGAGGUUGAGGGUAUGUCAAGAUAUAGUGGAGAUGAUAGUUGAGGUUUUCAGAAUAGGAUAUGGGCAAGCAGAGUUUCAAAUAGCAGAACAAGAGGAAGGGGGGUUAUGUGAAUCAAUAUAUAGGAAAUUGGAGACGUGGGGUGGUCCCAAGGUGGCAAAAAUGAUAAUGAAAGGGUGGUAUACCCAACAGGUUAAAAUAGAGACGGGGGGACAGGGGUAUAUAAUAAAAGGAAAGGAUUUUUUUGAAUUGGUUCAGGAGAUUAUCUGGGGAAGCAAUAAGGCGGAUAAGGUUUUUGGCUGUAAACCGUGCCAGGAGACUUCUAAGAUUCAGGGACCGAAGGGGCUUCACUGGUGUGACAUGAGAUUGAGUGGAGACAUCCAAUCUGUAACCGAAAUAACAGGACAGAACACCACCAAACGGGACUCCACGAGUACAGCAGGCCAAGAAGUCUCAAGGGUAUCCUCGAACUCACAACCGGGAACAACGCCGAUGGGUUCAGAUGGGGCUGGGAGGAGCUCGGCAACCGUAUCCAAGGAGGGGCAGGACCUAGCUCAGGGAGAGCUGGGUUCUAAAGCGGGAGUCUCAUCCACGGGGUCGGGAGUGAUGGAGGGAACAGGAGGCACCGGGGGCUUGAUUUCAGGAGUCCUAGGAGGUGGUGCUUCUGUAGUGUUAGGACUGGGGGCAGGCUAUGGACUGUAUAGAAUAUUUCGUCGUAAUAGAGUAGGGUCAACAAGCGAAAGGAAGUCAGGUACUUCAAGGACUUUGGGGUAUUCAAGGAGAUAA
Molecule: messenger RNA, 1218 nt
Organism: Plasmodium inui San Antonio 1
Lineage: Eukaryota; Apicomplexa; Aconoidasida; Haemosporida; Plasmodiidae
Exons: 1
Coding region: 1-1218 (405 amino acids)
Source: RefSeq, a predicted model, not a curated record